UCCAAGAAAAGAACAGAGAUUCGUCUUCGUCACAGGCGCAAGAAUUUCCUUUACUCAUAGUGCUUCACAGCUUCAUGCUCAAAGGUGCAGCUUGUUGCUAGAGCUCUGCUUCUGCGAACUUCUCCCCUGAUGGCACUUCGUUAUCUGGUUUUCAUGUCCAUGUUGGCCUUCUGCAUCAUUCUGCUCUCUUUUGAUGGGUACAUGGAGGAAGAGGACUCUGUCAUCAAACUGCCGCAUGUGAGAGGACCGAAUCGGAGGCUCAUGGAAGACAUAGACUGUGAUGGGCUGUGUGCGGAAAGAUGCAAGGUGCACUCGAGACCCAAUGUGUGCACCAGGGCGUGUGGAACGUGCUGUGUGAGGUGCAGGUGCGUGCCGCCGGGGACAUGGGGAAACAAGGAACUCUGCGGGAAGUGCUACACGGACAUGACCACUCACGGGAACAAAACCAAGUGCCCAGCGUCUCUCCCUGUCUCCUCAGUUUGUCCAUAUUGGUGAAGAUGACCAUGAGAAGACGCUUGCCGGACUGUCGCCUUCCUUUCGUGUGUUCGUGGGUCCCUUCAUAAAUAAGGCUCACUGUCUUAGCUUAGGAGCUGGAACUCUUCUGGUUGAAACCGACUCUUCACAAACCCACCAAGGUAAAGUGAGCCAGCUGUGCUUGGGGUUCGGACUCCGCCACUUGUUCGGACCGCAUGUUGAUGUAUCCUUGCUAAGGACUAAGGAGGCUCCCUUUGUAAGUGCCAGCAAACGAGGUCUUAACGCUCAAAGAAGUCUUAGCGAUCCACUGAGCCGUAGCCGUGACUAUUAAUAAGAUGAGCAAACGCCUCAAAGUUCUAAGAUAUUGUA
Molecule: messenger RNA, 843 nt
Organism: Nymphaea colorata (pocket water lily)
Lineage: Eukaryota; Viridiplantae; Streptophyta; Magnoliopsida; Nymphaeales; Nymphaeaceae
Product: snakin-2-like
Exons: 5
Coding region: 130-495 (121 amino acids)
Source: RefSeq, a predicted model, not a curated record